AUGCGCGCCGCAACCGUCUUCGCCGCCCUCUUCGCCACCCUGGCCGUCGCCAUCCCCGCCCCGGGCCCCAAGAACGAGCUCUCCGCCGUCGACGAGGCCUCUCUUCUCGUCGCGCGCCAGGGCGCGCCCGCCGGAACCUGCAACAAGCCUGACAAGGAUGGUUCCGCCUGCGCUGCGCUCAAGUGCCAGAGCAACUCCAAGUCUGGCCGCGGUAACAAGGUCUGCUGCUGCAACUAA
Colletotrichum siamense is the source of this 237-nucleotide messenger RNA. RefSeq lists its product as uncharacterized. The record is from RefSeq and is a predicted model, not a curated record. The coding region runs from base 1 to 237 and encodes 78 amino acids. Lineage: Eukaryota; Fungi; Ascomycota; Sordariomycetes; Glomerellales; Glomerellaceae. The transcript has 2 exons.